Molecule: messenger RNA, 924 nt
Organism: Cladocopium goreaui
Lineage: Eukaryota; Dinophyceae; Suessiales; Symbiodiniaceae
Source: the annotation of a GenBank genome assembly
AUGGGGAAAGUGUCACAAAAAUGGCACUCCUUGGGGCACACUGUGGCUAGCUUUGACUACGACUACAGCAAGGAAAACAUGGACUUCCUAUCCGUGAGUGGUUUCUUGCUGAUCCUGUAUGCGAUCCUCAACAUGGCCCCACGUGCCCUUUCACUCUGGGCUCCGGACUGUGGGAGCUGGGGGAUCCCCUGUCGCGGCACUUCAAUGAGAUCAUACAUUAAUCCAGAUGGAUAUGUUGCCUAUGGAUUUGUGGCCCGUGCCAAUAUGAUGAUAUCAAGGCUGACUUUGUGCCUUUUAGUUGUGGUGUCGCAAUCUUGCUUCUACCUACUAGAGCAACCUGCUCCGAGUCUUCUCGUUCGGCACAAGAGGUUCGAAUGGUUUUGCAACCGGGUGGCAUGGGUUUUCUUCACCCGGUUCUGGAUGCUACACCAUGGUGGGUCAUCGAGUAAGAGAUCCGUUUUUUGGGGAAACCUUUCGGCCAUGAAUGCCCUUGACAAAGGGAAGAUGACCCAUGCUGAGCGAAUGGCGAAAACAACAGUGAAAACAACCCGAAGCUACUUUGACAAAGCGGGGCGUCGCCGAUUUGUUGGCCAGAAGAAGGAGCUCAAGAGUACACAGGCCUAUCCGGAAGGGCUUGGCCAAUCCCUACAUGAUAUCUAUAUGGAGGAGUUGAAACGUCCACCGAGAGGUGAUUUGAGGGUGAAUUUAACACCAGACCACGAGAAAAGCCCCGUCCAACUGUUCACUCAACUCCCUCUCGGUGAUUGCUGGCGCGAUGCUGAUCUACUACCAGUGUUUGAAUAUGUCUACAAAUGCCGCCACACGAGGAUCCCCGAUGAGUGGCAAAGCGUGAUGUCGAACUUCCACAAGGAGUUGGAAACUAGACAGCAUAAAGGGCCCUCAUUUCAAAAAAAUGAAUGCUGA